Messenger RNA from Mizuhopecten yessoensis (Yesso scallop), 1361 nucleotides. Its product is annotated as ankyrin-1-like. Gene Ontology annotation, cellular component: cytoplasm. The record is from RefSeq and is a predicted model, not a curated record. The transcript has 4 exons. The annotation marks the transcript as partial. Lineage: Eukaryota; Metazoa; Mollusca; Bivalvia; Pectinida; Pectinidae. Gene Ontology annotation, molecular function: protein binding.
CCCAGAUGUGGUCGACCCAGAAUGGAGAACUUUUGAAAACGAAACUCCUCUGAUCUUGGCAGCACGCGGCGGCCAUUUUGAGUGUGUGCGGACUUUGCUGGACUGUGAUGCUGAUCCAACAGCAGAAACUAAGGAAAUGUUCACACCCUUGUGGGAGGCGACAGGUGCAGAUAGUUUUGAAUGUGUGAGACUGUUGAUGAGGAAGGGUGCAGUAGUUCAGAUAAACUACCAGAAUUACACAGGGUUUACACCACUCCAUACCGCCGCUGAGCGGGGCUACACCCACAUCCUCGACUAUCUUAUCAAACAUGGAGCCAGACUUGAUGUGUGUGCUGACGUGGACAUGACGCCAAUAUUUCUCGCAUCACAAUUUGGCCACAAGGACUGCCUACAAAUCCUCCUACAGACUGCCAGGGAAAAGGGUCAAUUGGAUCUAGUGAACAAAACAACACAUGACCAUGCAACACCCCUUCUGAUAGCCUCCCAGGAGGGCCAUGAAGACUGCAUACGUCUAUUGCUUACUAACGGUGCUGACCCCAACAUUCCUGUCAAUGACCUUAAUGCUGUGGCUGCUCACUUUGCUGUGUACAAGGAUAGACCAAGGUGCCUCCAGUUGGUGUUACCAGUAACAAGACAAGACGUUCUCUUCAACUCGGUCAACACCAUGAUGCAUCCAUUAAUACUUGGCUUAAAAUUGAAAAACACAACCUGCCUGGAAAUCCUUAUUGCUGCAGGAUUGAACGUGAAAGCAUUUCUUCCAUUGAAUCACGACUUGUUUGAGAUGGACCAACAUCUGUUGUUUACUGUGCUAAGAUAUGAUAACAGCGCCUCUGUGCUCUGUCACAUGGAGGAGAACUGGCCCAGUCAAGGAAUUGAAUUCCUCCUCCGUGCAGGUCUUCCAUGCAAUAUACAGAACCCACAGGAGUUACCUCCCUUGAUAUCUGCUCUGUCGAAGGCGGAUUUUGAUCUGUUUCUGCUUCUUCUGAAGUAUGGUGCUAACCCCAAUAUUUACCAUGAACGUGUUGGGGGUAACCUCCCCAUUCUUUUGGCAUUGAGAAAUGACUUGCUGCCAAAGUUGAUUGUGAUAGACAUGGAAACAAGACGGAACUUGUUUGGGAAAUAUCUAAUUCCAUUACUGAUGGCCGGUGCUAACGCCCAGUCUUGUUUCAGUGCUCUCAACGUUAUCACGGAGGAACUGGUAUAUGACCUACACCAGGUGUUACAGGACACUAUUGUGUGGACCAACCUGUUUCCUCUUCUUGUUCUAAUAUUGUGUUUCACAAGUAAUGUGUCUCUGGACGAAAAACUAUGUGUUCUGGCACAACAGUUCAAGGCGGACAGAUUACUAAAGAAGAUUGAAG